Oryza brachyantha (malo sina) is the source of this 880-nucleotide messenger RNA. RefSeq names its product heavy metal-associated isoprenylated plant protein 20-like. The record is from RefSeq and is a predicted model, not a curated record. Bases 165 to 620 code for a protein of 151 amino acids. The transcript is spliced from 2 exons. Gene Ontology annotation, molecular function: metal ion binding. Lineage: Eukaryota; Viridiplantae; Streptophyta; Magnoliopsida; Poales; Poaceae.
CCCGGCCGGCUUCCCCCACGAUUCUGCAGAUACGAGAGCUAGCUAGCGAUCGAGCACCCGGUCUCUCCCUCCAAGCAAGCAAAUAGUUAGCCAGCCAGCCUAGCUAGCUUGCUUCUGAUUCAGGCCGGCCUGUUGCAGCGAGAGCUCGAAUCAGUCGGCCGGCCAUGGGGGUGUUGGACAGCCUCUCCGACAUGUGCAGCCUGACAGAGACCAAGGAAGCGCUCAAGCUCAGGAAGAAGCGGCCACUGCAGACGGUGAACAUAAAGGUGAAGAUGGACUGCGAGGGGUGCGAGAGGAGGGUGAAGAACGCGGUGAGGUCGAUGCGAGGGGUGACGAGCGUGGCGGUGAACCCGAAGCAGAGCCGGUGCACGGUGACGGGUUACGUGGAGGCGAGCAAGGUGCUGGAGCGGGUGAGGAGCACGGGGAAGGCGGCGGAGAUGUGGCCCUACGUCCCCUACACCAUGGCCACCUACCCCUACGUCGGCGGCGCCUACGACAAGAAGGCCCCCGCCGGCUUCGUCCGCGCCGCCCCGCAGGCCAUGGCCGACCCCUCCGCCCCCGAGGUCCGCUACAUGACCAUGUUCAGCGACGACAACGUCAACUCCUGCUCCAUCAUGUAAAUCAAUCAAUCAAUCAAUAUAUACAGCUCGCUCCGGCGACAUGCUUGCUUGAUGAUAGAUCAUAGAUGAGGUAUCUAGCUAGCUAGCUGCGUACUGUGUAUUCUAUGGCUUAUGUGUUAUGUUAGUAGUGCGUGCUUUGUUUUGGAUUAUUAUUGCUGAAAUGGUUGCAGAAAGAGACUGAAGGCUGCCCUGGCUAGCUACGUGUUUUGUACUGUAAUUACGUGUAAGAACUAGAAACGACACGUCUGUCUGUCUUCGAA